Penicillium bovifimosum is the source of this 1107-nucleotide messenger RNA. RefSeq lists its product as uncharacterized. The transcript has a single exon. Lineage: Eukaryota; Fungi; Ascomycota; Eurotiomycetes; Eurotiales; Aspergillaceae. The record is from RefSeq and is a predicted model, not a curated record. The coding region runs from base 1 to 1107 and encodes 368 amino acids.
AUGUGUCCAAUGAUUCUCAAUCGCCUCUCCGACGGCCCGGCAACGGUCCUCUCCCCUUCCCAGGAACACGCCUUCGCUCAGUUCCCGUCUCAGUCAUCCAUUGACUCUCCAGGGACCUUCAACGGCUACCCCGCAAGUUCAAACGUCGUCUUUGGCAGCAACAGCUCUGCGCAGCCUUCUCCAUCAAGCUUCGACGCCUCAUCUACACCCGUGCCUCCCAGGCCCUCCCGCAAGAGGUCUCGUGAUGAAGCCCAUUGUGAAGAGGUUGUUGCGCCUAGUACACUUCCAGCCCCCCAGGCGCCCAAACCUAAAGUCGAGCCCAUAUAUGGAGAAGGCAUGAUUCUUCUGAACCCACAGACUGGCUUGGCACUGUCUGCCGAGAGCCAGACCGGUACAUGGUAUGAACAAGAAUCCGAGCUGAGACAGGCUGCUGCUGCGCCUGUUGCGUCGCGUUCGAAUGCACUGCGCUCCGACAUUGGGGAAGUUAGCCGCAAGUCUCAACGCCUCGAUCAAUCUGCACCAGGUCUAGAUGAUAUUGCGCUCUCCUCGAUCCGCCAGCGUCUGAACGGUUCCGGCGCCAGUGACCAGCAUCGUGGUCUCAACACUGGGCCCGCUCCGCCUGCCGAGCCGUUAAUCGACGAUGCUACCCGUCUCCUGGGUAUUGGCUGGCAGCGCAUUAACGCCGAUGAUGACAUGGCUCCUGCUAUUCGCGGUUGGGCCAAGUACAUCGACAAUCAGUAUUCAGCCCACCUGCGUGACUCGCAAAUACUCAUCAAAAGCCGUGCUCUGAACGCCUAUCUUGUGGCUGCCACUCCGCACUCUGGGGUUUCGCCUGCCUUCUACCUCUUUACCGAAGACCUUACGCAAGGUCAGCUUGUGGCUUCUUCCUGGGAGCAAUGCCUCCAAAAUUUACGCAGCUCUCCAAUUGUCUUCGAGGGCGCCGUCCCACUCGCAGCCACCGACCGACCUGACGCGCAACCAGCCUCGUUCAACACCACGGACACUAGCGUACCACUUCUCCAACAAGCCCUUGCCAGCAAUCCGCAGACUUCGAGCUUUGAUGGACUGAGCGGAGGCGUAGAAACGGGAAUGGAGAUUGACUCCUGA